AUGUAUUUCUUCCAGAUUAUCUACGUGGUGUGGGCGAUAUCUGGGACAGUCUCGGCGCAGCUCUCCGGGAGCGUUGGCCCGCAGACCUCCUACUCGGACAAGGCCAAUGCCAAGAUCUGUAAUAUUUCCGACUACGGAGCGGUCGAAAGCGAUAGCACCAACGACGUCGGGCCCACUCUCCAGGAUGCCUUGGAUGACUGUGCGAGUGGGGGAAUGGUGUACAUACCCUCGGGGAACUACUACAUCUCAAGCACGGUCACCCUCAGCAGUGCGACAGGCAUUGUGCUGCAACAUGACGGAAUCCUGUACCGCACGGCUGCUGAGAACUGCGUGGCACUUGUUUUAGAACUGGCCUAGGUUCUACUCGGACAAUUCGCGCCCUACGAUUCAAUUAUUGUGCUCCACAAAUGAUACAAACACCCAUAUCGUCUUGAACAACAUCGCCCUCUGGACUGAUAGCGGCGCUGAGGUUACC
Messenger RNA from Aspergillus japonicus CBS 114.51, 475 nucleotides. RefSeq lists its product as uncharacterized. The transcript has a single exon. The record is from RefSeq and is a predicted model, not a curated record. NCBI's taxonomy places the organism in Eukaryota, Fungi, Ascomycota, Eurotiomycetes, Eurotiales, Aspergillaceae. The coding region runs from base 1 to 357 and encodes 118 amino acids.